This is a messenger RNA of Culex pipiens pallens (northern house mosquito), 5415 nucleotides long. RefSeq lists its product as uncharacterized. Gene Ontology annotation, biological process: DNA integration. The record is from RefSeq and is a predicted model, not a curated record. NCBI's taxonomy places the organism in Eukaryota, Metazoa, Arthropoda, Insecta, Diptera, Culicidae. The transcript has 3 exons. Bases 1 to 5415 code for a protein of 1804 amino acids. Gene Ontology annotation, molecular function: nucleic acid binding; zinc ion binding.
AUGCCGCCUAAGGAAGCGACCAAAGUUCUGGCCGAGCGGUUGGCCAAGCGCAAGGGGAUUCUCGCGCUGCGUGACAACAUCGAGAAGUUUGUGAGCAAGUUCAACGGCGAGCUGGACAUGUGCCAAGUGUCAGUGCGACUCGAUUCCCUGGAUCAGCUGAAGAACGACUUCCUGGACGUGCAGAACAACAUCGAGAAGUUGGAUGAGCCGAACAAUCUGGACGCGAACAUUGCUCAGCGGGUCGACUUCGAGCAGCGCUACUGUGACAUCAAGGGAUUUUUGCUCUCCAAGCGACCUGUCGAUCUCAACCAAACAUUGGAGAUGUCUACGAUGUCUCACUCGCACUCGCACAAUUUCCACCUGCGUCUCCCGAAGAUCGAGUUGCCGCAGUUCGACGGAGAUUACUCACGCUGGUUGUCCUUCCGGGACACUUUUGUGUCGAUGAUCCAUGCCAACUCGGACAUACCAACUGUAGCCAAGCUGCAGUACCUGCUGCAGUCGUUGGGACCGACAGCCAAGAAGCCUUACGAAUCCGUCGAUAUCAAGGCUGACAACUACUUCACGACGUGGUCAGCGAUACUCAAGCGGUACGACGACAAGCGUCACCUGAAGCGACAGCUGUUCAGAGGUUUGUACGAUUUGCCAGCAGUGCCAGAGGAGUGUGCGUCUGCGAUCCACAACUUGGCUGAUGACUUCCAACGCCACGUGAAGGCGCUCGAGAAGUUGGACGAACUUGUGCAGCAUUGGGACACGCCGCUGGUAAACAUGCUGUCGUACAAGUUGGAUCAAGCGACGUUGCGAGCGUGGGAGGAGAAGAAUAGCGAGAAGGCCGACGUUAAGUACGACGACAUGAUCGAGUUCUUGUACCAACGGGUACGCGUUUUGGAAGCUAGCGGAUCGGAGUCCAAGCAGUCGGCAUCGGCAAAGGUGGCCGGUUCCUCAUCGAAACAAUCUCGGCCGAGGUUCGUUGCCAACGCUGCCUCUUCCUCCAGCUCGAACGGUUCGUGCUUGCUUGGGUGUUCGGAGAACCAUCAUCUACGCAGAUGUCCAGUGUUUCUUGGGAAGGAUGUGCAGCAACGCCGAGACCUGGUUGCGCAGAAACGGCUGUGCUGGAACUGUCUCUCGGCUGGCCACCCGGCCAGGAAGUGUGGGUCCAAGUUCUCGUGCCAAACUUGUAAGCAGAAACACCAUUCACUUGUGCACGUCUCGUCUCCGACGAGGGUUUCAUCGACUCCUGCUGUGACUUCCGUCACAAUUGAUCAACCGUCCAACACCGCGUCGGCGAACGCGGCCCCGGUAGGCUCAAGUUCUACCACUCCACAAGUCAGCAUGGCAGUGCAAACUGCAUGCAACACGGUUCUACUGGAGACGGUUGUGGUGAAUGUGGUUGACGAUCACGGCAAGAAGCACAAGGCGCGAGCGUUGCUGGACUCAGCUUCGAUGUCAAACUUCAUGUCGGGUCAGCUGGCAAAGAACCUCUACAAUCGGCCGAUCAAGGUGGACGUCGCAGUAGCUGGGAUUGGAGUUUCAACGCAACGAGUUCGCAGCGCAAUCACGGCCGCGAUCGAGUCCAGGAACACAACGUUUUCUACGAAGCUGGAGUUCCUGAUCCUGAGACAGCCUUCUGCAGAGCUGCCAACCGUGCCGAUAGACGUGUCGACAUGGAAACUUCCGGAUAUUAUGCUGGCAGAUCAACGCUUCAACGUACCUGAACCAAUCGACCUGGUGAUCGGCAGUGAAUCGUUCUGGGAACUGCACACUGGGCGGAAGAUCUCGCUUGGAGCAGGUCUUCCAUGGGUAGUUGAAACGCACUUUGGUUGGGCGGUAUCUGGCACCGCAUCCGCUGAAACUACCUGCAUCCCCCGCAUCUGUCAGCUUUCAGCUGUGAACGAUCGUCUGGAGGCCGCAAUCCAGAGAUUCUGGGAAGUUGAGACGAUCCCGGAAGGCCCCGCUCACUCUGUCGACGAGAAUCGCUGCGAGGAGUUCUUCGCCAAGACGACCACCCGUGACGCUACAGGAAGGUACGUGGUUCGUCUUCCCCUGACCGAUAACCCUGAAAUCAUCCUGGGGGAUUCCAAGACCAUCGCAGAGCGCCGCUUUCUCGGCCUGGAACGUCGAUUGGAUCGAGAUCCUGCGACGAAGGAGGCCUACCACAAGUUUAUGCACGAGUAUCUUUCGCUGGGCCACAUGGAGUUGGUGGACGGACCUGUGGACUACCGGAGGCCACACUGCUACUUGCCGCACCACCCUGUCUUCAAACAAUCAAGCACAACGACGAAGGUCAGGGUCGUCUUCGACGCGUCGUGCAAGACGUCGUCCGGCUACUCGGUGAAUGAAAAGAUGCUCGUUGGACCGGUCGUUCAACCGGACCUGCUGUCGACGCUGCUGAAGUUCCGGUUUCAAGCGGUCGCACUGGUGGCGGACGUCGAAAAGAUGUACCGUCAAGUGCUCGUGCAUCCUGACGAUCGGCCUCUGCAGCGGAUUGUUUGGCGAUUCAACCCGACGGAUCCCAUCUCGACCUACGAAUUGCGGACGGUCACCUACGGCACGGCAAGCGCUCCCUUUCUGGCAACCAGAACGCUCGCUCAGAUCGCGCAAGACAACAAAGAACUCCACCCGGACGCUGCUGAAGCUGUUGCACGAGAUUUCUACGUCGACGACUUGAUCUCUGGUGCGUCGGACGUGGAAACGGCGAUCAAACUGCGUCGCGAGAUAUCUACGAUGCUUGCUGCUGCUGGUUUUCCGCUCAAGAAGUGGGCGUCUAACGCCCCUGAAGUGCUACGAGACAUUCCACCCGAGGAUCUGGCACUUCUACCGGUUUACGACCUGCAAGAUGGUCAAACUGUAACCACACUCGGCAUCGUUUGGGACCCACAGACAGACACCCUCUGUUUCCGGGUCCAACUACCACCCCCUGCGUCGGUGCUCUCAAAGCGCAAAGUGAUGUCUUACAUCGCACAGAUUUGGGACCCGUUUGGACUGGUUGGUCCAACAACAUUGAAGGCGAAGCUGUUUAUGCAGCGCUUGUGGGCGCUCAAACACAAAGGAGAAGCAUGCGAGUGGGACACCCCGCUCCCACUCAAGAUCCAGCUGGAAUGGAAGGAGUUCCACAAGCUGCUGCACAUGCUCAGCCAGGUCAAGGUUCCGCGGUUCGUCUCUACGCCUGGCGCCACUAUCCAGUUGCAUUUUUUCUCCGACGCGUCGGAAAAGGCUUACGGCGCCUGCUGCUACGUCCGAGCUGCGGCCGCCAACGGAGUCACCACUCGUCUGCUGUCCUCGAAGUCCAAGGUCGCGUCGCUGUCGUCCCAUGACUCGAUCAACAAAUUGGAGCUAAAUGGUGGCCGGCUCUCUACGCAGCUGUACAAGAAGGUCAAGAAAGCCCUGAACCUGUCUGAUGCCGUUCCAGUCUUCUUCUGGACAGAUUCGCUUACGGUUCUUCAUUGGUUGAACUCUCUGCCCAGCCGUUGGAAGACGUACGUCGCGAAUAGGGUGUCCCAAAUCCAGCUGUGCACCAGCCGCCAUGUCUGGGGACACGUACCCGGCGUCGACAAUCCCGCCGACUACAUCUCUCGAGGACUGAGCCCGCUGGAACUGCUCGAUUGUCUGUGUUGGUGGUUUGGGCCCCUUUGGCUGAAGCAAAAUCCGGACUACUGGCCAAAAACUGUGUUGACAGCCGCAGACGCUUCAGCUGUAACCAAGGAAGAACGCAAGGUGCCGAUCGUUGCGAUGACCACCGUCGAGGCUGAUUUCAGCAACCGUGUUUUCAGCUUGACCUCGAGCUUUCCUAAGCUCCGUCGCGACAUCGCAUUCUGCCAGCGCUUUCUUUCCAAGCUUCGUGAACGCUCGGUGCAACGGCGCGAUGCACCUGAACAGUACGCCCCGCUUACUAUUGGAAAAGUAACAACCCCUCUAUCGGUUACGCCGCUCUCUACGCACGAACUCCAACACGCUGAAUUCUCGCUGGUGCGCCUAGCGCAGCAAGAACACUACGCUGAGGAGAUUUCUGACCUCUCUGGAGGUGAACGGGUGUCCAAGUCGUCGCCACUCAAGUGGUUGAACCCGUUUGUUGACGAAAACCGUAUCCUGCGAGUCGGUGGCCGGCUUCGGAACGCCAAACUGACUCACGAAAGCAAACACCCGAUUGUUCUCUCUGCGCGACACCCGCUAACGGCUCUGUUGGCUAGUUACUUCCACGAGAAACUACUGCACGCAGGUCCCGCCCUCAUGCUGGCCACUCUCCGCCAGAAGUACUGGAUCUUGGGCGGACGAAACCUGGUGAAAUCUGUCUACCAUCGCUGCCACACCUGUUUCCGCAGUAAACCCACGCUGGUAAUCCAGAGCAUAGCAGAUUUGCCAGCAUCGAGGGUCGCACCAACUCGUCCGUUCUCUGUCUGCGGCGUUGACUACUGCGGGCCGUUUUAUAUUAAGUCACCUGUACGCAACCGCGCCCCCACCAAAGUCUACGUGGCCAUUUUCGUUUGCUUUUCGACCAAGGCGGUCCACAUCGAGCUGGUGAGCGAUUUAUCCACACCAGCAUUCAUCGCAGCUCUACGUCGACUGGUCGCCCGCAGAGGACAGGUUGUCGAGUUGAAUUCUGACAACGCGACCGCCUUCAAGGGUGCUGCGAAUGCACUGCACCGUGUGUACCAGAUGCUGAAGGUCGAACAAGUCGAUCGGAAUGAGAUUUUCACCUGGUGCGCAGAGAACGGGAUUCGCUGGAAAUUCAUCCCACCACGCGCGCCACACUUCGGCGGACUGUGGGAGGCGGCGGUCAAAUCCGCCAAAACACACCUACUAAAGACGAUGGGCACCACUAGUGCCAACUACGAGGACAUGCUCACACUGCUGGCGCAGAUAGAGAUGUGCCUCAACUCUCGCCCACUCACGCCCAUGCCGGACGACCCGGCAGACGCUGAAGUCCUGACCCCGGGACAUUUUCUCGUCGGGAGCAACCUCCAAGCCGUUCCGGAAAUGGACCUGAAGGAGAUUCCAGACAACCGCCUGAACAACUGGGAGCUGACGCAGAAACGAGUCCAGCAAAUCUGGGCACGCUGGUACCCCGAGUAUCUGCAGCAGCUGCAGUCACGUGCGACGAAAGGUUGCAACCCACCUGUCGCCGUCGAGGUCGGCAGAGUCGUCAUCAUCAAGGAAGACAACGUUCCGCCUGCAAGCUGGCCCCUCGGAAAAAUCGUGAAGCUGCACCCGGGAAAAGACGGCAUCGUUCGGGUCGUGACCCUGAAGACAGCAGCGGCCAAGGAAGUCUGUACAGCCUUGCUGCAAUGGUACAACUGUUCCUACAACAACGACAACGAAAGCUCCAACAACAACUACCACAACAAAAGCUCCAACUACUACCACGACAACAACGAAAGCUCCAACGACGACUACCACGACGAAAGCUCCAACAACCACUAA